Vicugna pacos (alpaca) is the source of this 7425-nucleotide messenger RNA. RefSeq names its product IKAROS family zinc finger 3 (gene IKZF3). The record is from RefSeq and is a predicted model, not a curated record. Gene Ontology annotation, molecular function: RNA polymerase II cis-regulatory region sequence-specific DNA binding; DNA-binding transcription factor activity. NCBI's taxonomy places the organism in Eukaryota, Metazoa, Chordata, Mammalia, Artiodactyla, Camelidae. Gene Ontology annotation, cellular component: nucleus. Gene Ontology annotation, biological process: regulation of transcription by RNA polymerase II.
CUUUAAAGCCGCCGCCAGCCAGCGCCGCUGUAACCCCGCGCACUCGCCGGUCGCCGGCUCCUGCCCCUUUCAAUCUGCGCCGACGCGCGGCCGGAUCCCGGGGACUCCCCGCGCUGGGAAUCUCCCGCCAGCUGCGCGCUGCGUCCCGGCGACGGCAGGAGCACGUGGAGCGGCCGGGUAGUCAGAGCUGCAGCUCCAGCCCAGCCUAGCCCAGCCCAGCCCGGCGGCGAGAUGGAAGAUAUAAAACCAAAUGUGGAACUGAAAAGCACUCAGGAGCAGUCUGUGCCCACAGAAGGUUCAGUGCUUUUGAAUGACUACGAUUUAACCAAACCUCAUGAAACAGAAAAUGUGGAUGGUGCAGAAGGCCCAGCCAAUGAAGAUGAAGACAUAGGAGAUGAUUCAAUGAAAGUGAAAGAUGAAUACAGUGAAAGGGAGGAGAAUGUUUUAAAGCCAGAGCCCAUGGGAAAUGCAGAAGAGCCUGAAAUUCCUUACAGCUAUUCAAGAGAAUAUAAUGAAUAUGAAAACAUUAAGUUGGAGAGACAUGUUGUCUCGUAUGAUAGUAGCAGGCCAACCAGUGGCAAGAUGAACUGCGAUGUGUGUGGAUUGUCCUGCAUUAGCUUCAAUGUCUUAAUGGUUCAUAAGCGGAGCCAUACUGGUGAACGCCCAUUCCAGUGUAAUCAGUGUGGGGCAUCUUUUACUCAGAAAGGUAACCUCCUCCGCCACAUUAAACUGCACACAGGGGAAAAACCUUUUAAGUGUCACCUCUGCAACUACGCAUGCCAGAGAAGAGAUGCACUCACAGGUCAUCUUAGGACACAUUCUGUUGAGAAACCCUAUAAAUGUGAGUUUUGCGGAAGGAGUUACAAGCAGAGAAGUUCCCUUGAGGAGCACAAGGAGCGCUGCCGUACAUUUCUUCAGAGCACUGACCUGGGGGAGACCGCAAGUGCGGAGGCAAGACACAUCAAAGCAGAGAUGGGAAGUGAAAGAGCUCUCGUUCUGGACAGAUUAGCAAGCAAUGUGGCAAAACGAAAAAGCUCGAUGCCUCAGAAAUUCAUUGGUGAGAAGCGCCACUGCUUUGACGUCAGCUACAACCCCAGCUAUAUGUACGAGAAAGAGAAUGAGAUGAUGCAGACCCGAAUGAUGGACCAGGCCAUCAACAACGCCAUCAGCUAUCUCGGCGCCGAAGCCCUGCGUCCCUUGGUCCAGACACCGCCUGCUCCCACCUCGGAGAUGGUCCCGGUUAUCAGUAGCAUGUAUCCCAUAGCUCUUACCCGAGCCGAGAUGCCAAAUGGCGCCCCCCAGGACCUGGAAAAGAAGAACGUCCACCUGCCAGAGAAGAGCCUGCCUUCUGAAAGAGGCCUCUCCCCCAACAACAGUGGCCAUGACUCCACGGACACUGACAGCAACCACGAGGAACGCCAGAAUCACAUCUACCAGCAAAAUCACCUGGUCCCUCCCCGGGUCCGCAAUGGGAUGCCACUUCUGAAGGAGGUCCCCCGCUCUUAUGAACUCCUCAAGCCCCCACCCAUCUGCCCAAGAGACUCCAUCAAAGUGAUCAACAAAGAAGGGGAGGUGAUGGAUGUGUACCGGUGUGACCACUGUCGAGUCCUCUUCCUGGAUUACGUGAUGUUCACGAUUCACAUGGGUUGCCACGGCUUUCGUGACCCUUUCGAGUGUAACAUGUGUGGAUAUCGAAGCCACGAUCGCUAUGAGUUCUCGUCCCACAUAGCCAGAGGAGAACACAGAGCCAUGCUGAAGUGAACACCGGGCCCACAGGUGAUGCACGCUUGAGCAUUCAACAGCAUUUUUAAAAACUGAUAAUACCCCCGCCUAACAAAUCACUCUGAAAACAAACUCAGUUCCAAACCCCUUUCCAUACCAUUUUUUAGCAUCCAAAGGGUCUCAUUCACAGGGGCAACAGAGAACGGCUGUCCCCAUUCAGAAGUUGUUUGCAGAUACAACACGUUGCUACUUUUGUGAAACCUUUGUUCUCCCAUCAGGCACUGGAAUUUUAUGAUGUUUAAAAGCCAAUGAAGUAUCUGGUCAUUAUCUUUUGCAGCAAUAGAACAGGUCUCCUUUGGAGUUUGCUGCCAACUGGAAGAGUCCCCUGGUUGUGCUGCAUGAGACAUUUCUUCUGAGCUACAUCAGCCAUAUGUAGAAAAGCCUUUCUGUCACAUGCUGUGGUCCACAUAGAAGAGCUGACCAGCAGGCCUUGCUGGGAAGACCUGCCCUUCUGCACUUCACAAGGCUGAAGGGUUAGGAUAUAAUUCCCCCACCUCAAAUGACAGUCUAACAGUAAGGAAAAGAAAAGCCAUAAAACAGGUUACCAGUAACCAACCCCUAGUCUCCAAGCAUCAGAUCCACUUAGCAUACAAGCAAAAAAAAAAAAAUCAUCUGACAUAAGACUUCUACUCUUUAUCCUCUCAUCUCCAAUUAAAAGCUGCUCUGAGUCAAAGCAUUCAUGGAGAGGAGAAACUCCGUAUCAGAAGAAUCAAUGGUUUACAUACAGACCAUCACUGGAACCCCAGGAGGUUUUCCACUGGGGGUGAUGGCAUCCAUUUCUGAUGAUCAAGAUUGGCAGGCGUGGUUCUGGGGGGUGGGGGUGGGGGAGAAGAUUUAGCAGCAGCACCUGGGAUGGAAGAGAGGCAGGAACCACCACCUGAAAGCAUUUCAUCUCCUUCAUGGAGUAUUGCUGCACAAACCCAAAGCAAACUUGCCAACGAUUUUUUUGACAAAAAAAAACCCAAAAAAACCAAAGAAUCCAAAAAGUAUGACUUCAUUUUCCCUUCCCCACAGGAAAGGAAUCAGGGACAGAUGCCAUGAUCAGAGCUGAGCCUCAGGAUGGGGUGAGGAGGGGAGCACCCCUGCUGGCAGGCUCUCCUUGGUCAGGCAGAUUGGGGUCCCACCCUCCCCCCAUUUUGAGUGGAGCUGUUGUGUUCCACAAAGAUUCCUGAAAGUCUGACCUUGGUUCUGCAGAUGCGUCAGCCAUCUUCAUCAUUAAUUAUGGGAGACAUGCUAUCAAGGAAGAGGGUUACGAUAAUUGUAAAAUUAGCACUGGGAUAGGAGUCAUGAAAUCUGUUCGCCAAUUCCAUAUUUGCCACUAAUUAGCCAAAUAACUUGGGGCAGAUGACUUAACUCUUAAAAUUAAGUUUCCUCAACCAUAGAAUUAAGACUUGGAUUGAGAUGUUCUCUAAGAUCCUUUCCAGCUUUAAAUUUACGUGAUUCUGCAGUAACCACAAUUAUUUUUUUUUAAACCUCUUAAUGUAAGGAUAUUAAGCAGAAGAGGAUGUAUAUGAAUACAUGUUUCGCAUUGCUUUGGUGUGAAAAGGGUAGUAUUGUUAAGUUUUUCCUUUAACCACUGAGUUGUGAGUGUGAGGAGGAUGGUGUGGAGGAACAAAAAACAGGAAGGUAUUUUGAUCUUGCCCCAAAGUGUACACACAAAGGGGCACCUGCAGCUGCUUGCCAAAGCCUUUUCUUCUUCUUCUUCUUCUUUCCUUUUAAAGAACUCAUGUUAGGGAAAAUAAAUUCUGCUUCCAGGGACAACUUCAGGGAACCUAUUUACAAAUGAAGAGUCAGCUGUGUGCACAUUUCUACCAGAGCCAAGAAUCCCGAAUUCCUGGUAGAUUAGCGUUUCAUGUAUCUGCCUUGAUAUUUCAAAAGGGCUUAUGCAUUAGGCUCGAACUCAACUCGUUUAUGUGCUGCCAGUAAUUAAAACGUUCCACCUCAGACUGCACAAAUGGCUUAGCCUUCUUUGUAGCGUGGCGUCUGUCUCAGGAAAAAAAGACUUUGUGAAAUUCCAUGGCAACGGUCCCAACAUGUUUGAGAUUUCAGCGAAAAGACUAGACGUAUUUCGGUGUGUAGUCUCCAGUACAUCACUGUAUUUCUGUAAUCCUGGACUACGGCUACACCAGGUUGCUUAUACCCAUUGUGAAAGAGGAGCUGCUCAUUAUAUUCUUGAAAUAGCACACAUCCUGUUGACUCUUCAGGGGACAAAAGAGAAUUUGGAAGCAAGGAUUAGUAGGAGAGAAAGCUAGGGGAAGCGAGCACUUCCACCGGAUUAGUGGGAAAGUCUUUAAUGAAGAGACCAACUUCUGCACCUUAAGAUAGCGAAACUGAGGCCUAUCCCACGAACCUGGGGACUCUGUGUAGACAUGACCUUCAUCUUCCCUGUGACUCAUGGAUUUUCCGAAUGAUUUCCAUUCUUGAGGUCAGUUUUCUGAGUGGGGUCAACCACUCACACAGGCUGCACUUUCCUUGUAGCGUUCUGAGCCUAGACUGGGACACACCAAGUCCAGAGAAAACCUGUUUCUGGAAACUCGACAUUCUUAAAUCUUAAAAUUGAACCAGCUGGUUUGUUGUGGUUACCACCAUACAGGUAAACACAUACUCCUGCAGGCACUCCUGAUCCUACUUAAUGCCUUUCCUUUGCUGAGGGUGGGAAAGAAGGUGAAGGAGAAUCUUAGCAAGAGGCCCAGAGAGAAGGGCGGGGCAAGAGUCACAUCUGACCCUGCUGGACGGUGAGGUCCUGGGGCAGCUUCAGACAGCACAUCUCCUUUCUUCGCCAGAGUCCUGAGGAACAUAAGCCUGGUAGGUCUUCUCUCUCCAUUUCCCACCAACCCUCUUACUUGCCAGGCCUCCCACCACACACCCAGGAGGCUGAAAUCUGAGGAACGAUCAAACCCAUUAGAAGUUUCCUUACAUCCAGGAUGGCAGACUCGGGGUGAGGGUGGAAAAGGACGAGACCUGGCUCCCAUGAUGUUCCUUAUCGCUCUCCGAGGUGUCGCCUAGGUGUUUCCUCCUGGCAGAGAACUAAAUAGAAGUGUCUCCCCAUUACCCUCUACCACCACCACCAGGGGGAAAAAAGAUAUUAAUAAGUCCACCAGUCUACAGAUCCUUUAAGUCAUUCUCCCAAAAAGAUAUUAGCCUGGAUACAGAUAAGCUAGCUAAUCUCAUGCCCCGUUACCCAUUCUGGGCUGUUCCUGACCCAGCUUCUGAUUUUGUCAGUGACAAAAUGUCUCACCUUUUAAAUGCAGGGCUUAACAUUUUGCCAGGCCUAGGUGUAACAUGACCCCUGAUUUCUUUUGCAAAGAGAAAGGUUUAAAAACACAAAGUCAUGCUCAGUCGAAACAUUGUGUUAUUAACAAAUCUCACAUCCACAUAGCUUUUUCCAGGUAGCCUCUGUAUCACCAUUCUUAUUCUCCUCCCCUGUUUUUGUUUGUUUUGUUUUGUUUUUUCUUUUUACCCCCUGCUAAAUGUGAGGUUUAGAGUGUUUUCAGAGUACAAAAGCAGUACUUCUGAUAUAUAUCCCAGGCCACGCAGUAAGACUGUAAUGGAAAUGCUGAAUGUUUAAUGUGUAAAGUCCUAACUUUAAAGUGUACCCUCCUGAGAGCAGGAAUGUUGGUCUCUAGUGGAGAUCUGGAAACUCUGGGACACUCAAGUUUUCAGUCAUCACGAGUCCAAGCUCUUCCAAAAAAGACUCAGAAUUAGGAGUUGGGAACUCAAGAAGAGAAAAGAAAGUGGACUGAUGAAAAUUUUGUCCUAGGAAAUAGAAUCAGACUGUACAGAAGAAGAUAAGAUAUAACACAGUGAUCUCUCUUCUCUUUUAAAAAAUGAGGAGCUAUUUUUGUGCUCAGACAGAAAGUGUAGUUCAGAGAAUCUCUAUAGGCAGAGGUCAGAAAAGCAGAAUGAUUUGGGGUUUCAGUGCCUGUAAAGAGGACAAUUUUGACCUGAAACCACACGCUACACUUGGCCAUCCCUGGGAGAGGACUCUGUUCUCUAAGCCUAACAGACUGAACAAUUUUGAGAAUGAUCAGUGAACUCAGGGUUGGAGACUGUGGACUUGGAAGAGCCUAGAAGAGAGAUGUAUGCUUUCAUCUUGUGUGAGCUCACAGCACUGUACGUCUGUUUCCCCAAGCUGUGUACAGCCUGUGCCACACUGUGUCAUCAGCAUGAGAAACAGGUCGUUGCACUUUGAAGAAGCUGGAUGCAAGUUUCCUCUAAAUAUUACAAUAGUGGACUAUCUUAUCCACUGAUAUUGAGUAGUUAUUUGAAACUGGAAUGUUAAUAUUUUGAUUAAAAAAAUGUAAGGACAUAACUAUAUCUACCUCUCAAGGAUGUUGUGAGGUUUUAUGUAAUUUUGUCUAUUGGGUAAUGUUACUUUGUUUGUGUGGGGUAGGGUGGGGCGGAUUAUGUUGGAUGGUUGCAAAAUUUUCACUGUAUGUCCUGUAUCUGGAUUUAAAGACAUGGAAAAUAUUCAAAGACCAGACUAGGACCAUAAUAGUAAUUCCCUUGCCAGUGGAGGCAACUGACCUCUAACACACAGUUUCCUUCAUGUUGUUUUAAUGCCUAAGAGUAAAGACUGUGCUGAACCUUAGAACCACAUGCUACAGAUACUUCAUGGCUUUGCAGCCAGGGAAGUAGAUUAGCUUUCCUCCCUCAGCAUCUUAGGAGUCCUCGACUAUUAAUUCUCCAAGCAACUUAGAGUUUCUUCAAACUGCCCUCGCUGUCCAUCUCUCCAUCCACCUCAGUUUAGAAAGCCCGGGGAGCAGUCCCACGAUGCCACCCACCUUCUCCCAAGUUCACACCACCCAUCUGCGGGGCCUCCUUCAUAGUGUGGCCGUAGGUUCAGCUUUGCUUCUUCCUCUCCUAAAGACUGAGAACGAACAUCUUAACAUGUCAGGAAAAUGGGGCGGCCUUGAAAGUGACUGAUCCCAUUGCCAAUGACUCAUUUAUUCAAGGACUUCUCCACAUUAGCAGACAAGGCCCUUUUCGGUGGGCCUGCUUCUGUGGGUUCACAGAAACCAAAUGACUGUGGGUUGCAAAGAAUUAGCAGGUCAUUUGAAAAGCAGACAUCCCUUCACCCAGACUGUGGUUUUGCAUGCUCAAGUUCUCAGUCUGUGAGCUUUGGUGAGGGAUCAUUUUGGCUACUGGAAAAACCAUAGCUUAUUUUUAAUUUCUGCUUGCCAAAGCCACCACACGUGUGGUCUGUGGAUGACCCUUGUCUGCAGAAUGAUGAGGCGGGGGAGGGGCGGGGAAGGGACGGCGGUUUGGGGCUCAGGGCAGCCUUCCCACCAGGAGUGAGGGAAGGAGACCUUGCUGAGUGGUUUUGACACAGGCUGUGCCCACAGCACUCUCAUCUGGGUUUCUCAGAAAUGCCCUCUUUGCUCAGCAAUGACCUUCCCUCUUGACUCCUCUCAUGUUUUACCUGGAGUCUAGCCGCUUGGAACCCUGUAAGGCGCCCUCCUCCUCUGUAAAGACUAUGUAAAGAAUCAGCUUCUGAAACGUAGCCAUGCUAACCUUGCCAGAACCCUAACGAGUACAUCCCUGCGUCAAAGACCACCCUGCUGAUAGUUUUCAAGAUUUUUCUAUCAAUGUUUGAUUUUUACCCUGAAAAAUAAAAAAAAAGUACUGGUGUGUUUAAAAUUA